UAAUCGAAAUAGCAACAUGGCGGCACCGAGCGUGAAAGUUAGCGUUGAAGCUGUAAUGGAACAUCAAAUCCAGGAAGUAACGCUUGAUGGGCAAGAAAUAUAUGUUCAACCAUUGUCAAUGUCAGAGAAUCUGACAAAGUUGGCACACAAGAUAGAUUUUUACAAAGAUGAGUCAGAAGGAAAAGGCAAACCAGCAUCUGAAGGAGAAAAAGAGCCAGUAGAGGAAAAGCCUUUGGCCCCAUUUCAACCAUCCUUGUGGCCCUGGGACUCUGUGAGAAACAGAUUAAAGUCAAGCUUAACUGAAGUGAGUGUUCUGUUUGAUGUGCUGAAUCUCGUGAAAGAGAAACAGUAUCUAGUAGCUGACCCUGUGUCCCAAGACUCUGUAGAGACAAGAGCAGCAGUGCAGCUUUUGGCCAAGAAAAAGAGCCUUGUAGCAGCUUCUACAGUUUUGAUUAAUGGAGGAGAACGAUUAAAACGCUUCUAUACAGAGGCAAGCAAAAAAAACUACAAUGACUUUCAUACAGAAUUGCUAAAACUUCGGAAAAAUUGGCGCUUGAAGAAAGUCAGCACAAAUAUUGUUGGAGAUCUCAGCUAUAAGUCAGCUGGCUCCAGGUUUUGGCAAGGUGGGUCUUUUGAAGUGAAGAAGAGUACAAAUGGUAGCCCAGGCGAGGGUGAUGGUGGAGAUGUAGGUAUGCGGAGUAGCCUGGAAGUGACUGUGCCAAGUGAACUUGAAGGUGUGGCAUACAUACAGGUGGAGGUCAAGACAGUUCCAGACAUGAUGGACUUGACUAGCUGUACCCUGAAGAUGCCUCCUGGUCUUAGUUCAAUACCCACUAACGCCUAUUGGCAAUCCAAGCUGAAGGUGGCACAGAAUGUGCUUUUCUGUAAAGAACUUUUUGCUCAGCUUGCUAGGGAAGCAGUGCAGGUAAAAGCAGCCACACCACAUAUGGUUAUUGGAAACCAAAUCAUUACUAAUGUAUUUCCUGGUCUUCAACUAUCUAUAGUUCUGUGUCAUUACACAGGUAAAGAAAAGAAGGGGCCCACAUUGCCACAGAAACUAGAACACAACCAUGUCUUAGAACAUAGCUUGCAUCAGCUUCUUCGUGAAGUCCACUUUCGCAACAUUAGCAUUGAUGCCCCUCAUCCUGUCAAUGCCACACUGGGCAUGAGCAAGCGACGGCGUCUGGCUGGACCAUUAGCUAUGACACGUCAGGAGUUGGUUGAAAUGACAGAGAGGGAGUCCUUGCUGUCACAGAUUAUCAAACAGACAAAACAUGCUGUGUUGCGUAUUCGCUCCAUGCAUGUGAUUGACCAAAUGGCUGUUGCUGUCCAAGAUCCACAAAUAACAGCACACUGGGGAUGCCUCAACAGCUCAUUGGAAUCAUCGGUGCGCAUCUUCAUCACUUCCAUUGGCUAUGAAAGCACAAGGACCUCGCUGGUUCUGCUGAUUGGUGUUGACACUAUCCGAGUUGUUAUGAAGGAUGGGAGGCCUUGUCAGCUGUCUUUUGAGGAUAAAGAGCUUCAGGAUCUGUUGUACUGGCAGAUUGCACAACACCACACUUUAGUAGUGCAGCAGAUAGCAAAAUACCAGGGCUGGCAGGUGCUAGCAGCUAACAGUUCCAUUGGCAGUGGAGACAUGGAGUCCUUUGCCACAGCCUCCUCUAUUUCCAUUGCCUCACCUCGUGGUGACAAAAUCAUCUCCUUUCGAAGUGGCCCCACCAGUGGGCAGCACCUCAUGGUGAAGCAUAUGGACCAGUCUACUGACAGUCAUCCAUCACCAGCAGUGACAGACCGGCGUUGGUUUGAGCAUGGUGGGACAUACCAGGAGGUGAAUCUUGACAAACUCCAGGGCCGAAACUUGGCUAGCAAAAUUGACAUGCUUAUGGCAUAUCUCUCAGCACGGUGAAGAGCUGCCUUUUGUGAUCAAAGGUUGAACUUGACGGCUUGACGCCGUGGUUGGUGACAGAGCAGAGGCUUUACCGGACAUGCUGUUUGACUCUUGCUCUUUCCUGCUGAAAUCCUAGUAAUAUCUUGGCAGUGCCUUUUUUCAAGGGUUUUCCUCCAAGGACUAGAAAAAGACUGCCUUGCAGCAGGUAGCAUAAGACUGCUUCUUGGACUUUUUUGCGGUGUGGCAGGAGAAAACUUCAGUGAGUGAUCUUACUGCAGAAUAUUUUUUCAGUCAACAGGCCAGUUGCGGUAAAUCUCUCAAAUGUAUCAGGAAUCCACCACCACUUGAAAGCUAUACAUGGACAAGUGAAGCUGAUACAGGACCUGUCAGAGCCUUCGCUAGUGUCACAACUUUAAAUUGUACCAUGAUGUGGUAGGCUCAGCGAUUAUUCUGAAACAAGACCAGCAUUCAUUGUGCUGUUACACAGAUUCUCAAAGCGUCUCGUGUGAAAGUAAUGUUUAUGCCUCUGUGAAUGAGUAAAUAUUUGUACCUGCAUGAAUAUGUAUGCAUUCGUGGCUUAAAAGAGAUUUUAAUGUGGUUGACAGCUAGCACGUUUGAACCUUUUGUGAAGAAAUGUUUAACUCAAAUAUAAUGAACUGAUAGGUUGAUUAAUAAUUUAUUCUUUCUUUGAUGUUUAAUUUUACAGAAUGGAAAUUGUUCAAGAAAUUUUACCCACAUAUAUAAAACUUAAAAAAUAAAGUAUUAUAGUAAUAAAAACAUUUUUAUAGCAUGUUUACAUGUCAGCAACAAGCUCAAUGUGCUUUGAUGUAAUAGUAUAUCUGUAUUUUGCAUUCAAAAUGGACUUCUUUGUAUGGUUAACAAUAAGAAAGGGGGAUAAUUGGAUGGACAGAUUCAGCAUAAUUUUCCAGUAGUUAACUAGCUAACAUUAAUUUAAAAGAUUUCUAUAGAAGAAGCAUUGAUUUAUUAGAAGCAGAGACAGCGUGCUAACAUUUUUGACUGGGACUUUCUGAUGAGAAAUUAUUGCCUCCCUUGCACUUGUGCUAAGAAAUUUGUGCCAGCUUCAUUGGUGCUACAAUAUGCAUUAGCCAUAUGAAAACGUAUUAAAAGCCAUUACAACAGAUUGUGGGUCAUAGCAUAAUGCCACAGUUUAACAGAUAUGUUAUAGAACACCAGUCCAUCUUGCCAGCUGUAUAAGGUCUGUGUAAACACCAAAGUCCAACAUUUAAAUAAACAACAGGUUUUUUUUCGUGUUCAUUGCCAUCUAAAUUAGGAUGAAUCAUUCAUUAUAGCAUCAAACUUCUGCACGGAUUAAUAAUCUAUUUAAGAAUAUCUGCUGAGGAAUACUCUGCUUGACAUGAUUGCUGUCGUCAUGAAGAGAAUCGCAUCAAAGAGUACCUAAACCUGUCAAGCCUCCACAUUGUGAGGACAGGAGUAUGCUGAACAAGUGGCAGUUUGGCUGCUGGCAUUUGACUGAUGCUGCCUUUAUAACUGCUUUUUAAGCAUUGUUGAUUUGAUAUUUGUCAAUUUUUUUCCCGUCAUGAUAGAGCCAAACUUGUCCUGUCUUGGUAUUCUUUUGAUGAUUUUUUAUUCUUGGGUUGGUCUUGGGACUGAGCCAUUUGUGCAGCCAACUUAUUGCAAAUAAGCCAUUAAAAAGAAUGCGCCCACAAAGUUUUAACUAGAAGUUUGUGUCUAGUCAUGGAGGUUCCAUCCAUUUCCUCCAUUUUUGCUUAAUGUGAAAAGACAGGUCAACAUUCUGCUGGAAAAAAACCCCACUUUUUCAUGUUUAGGAUUUUAAGAAAUUCAGAUUUUUUUUUUUGCAUAAAAUUCACCCAAGCACUUCUCUAUAAAUCAUAUACUGGCAGCAAAUUUAAAUGGAAUGAAUAAUAUUCUUGUCAGUAUUUUUUUUUAUAAAUUAUACUUGCACAUUAUAGCUUAAGUGUUUUAAAAGGUCAGGGUUAAACGUGGACUUUGAGUGUUCUAGUAUUUGUAUGGCAAAGAAAGUGGAUACAUUUCCAAAUAAAUUAGUGUCUCAAACCCUAUACCUGCUCCUAGCCAUGCACACUAUAGUAUAAGACUACAUAACUUCCCAAAGAAAGUUUAUAAUAGGAUGAGAACAGUCACAGUAUUGUUAGCUGUAUAGUUCCAAUUAUUUUGAAUCUACAGAAUUAGCUGAGACUGGUGAAUAUCAAAUUUAGAAACAGAAAAUUUAUGAUCAAGGACUUCAAAUCUGGUGGGCAGUCCAUGAGAAAAAGAGACAGAUGUGAGCAUGCUUGUGUGUCAGUGGCUAAAUGUGCACAUGCAGAGAUUUUGACAGAGUUGUUGACACAAAACUAAGGCAGCAAAAGUUUUAUUGAAAAAUGUAGUAAAUAAAACUCCGAUGAACAUUU
Pomacea canaliculata is the source of this 4296-nucleotide messenger RNA. Its product is annotated as mediator of RNA polymerase II transcription subunit 17-like. The record is from RefSeq and is a predicted model, not a curated record. The transcript has 13 exons. Gene Ontology annotation, cellular component: mediator complex; core mediator complex. Gene Ontology annotation, biological process: regulation of transcription by RNA polymerase II. The coding region runs from base 17 to 1906 and encodes 629 amino acids. Gene Ontology annotation, molecular function: transcription coregulator activity. Lineage: Eukaryota; Metazoa; Mollusca; Gastropoda; Architaenioglossa; Ampullariidae.